UGUUGCGUGAUUUACCAUGGAAAAAUUGCUCUGCAGCAUCCUGGUGUUUGGAAUGGCUAUCACGGUCAACGCUUGUCCUAAAUACUGUGUCUGUCAAAACCUGUCUGAGUCACUGGGAACUCUGUGUCCCUCCAAGGGUCUCCUGUUUGUACCACUAGACAUAGACCGAAGGACUGUUGAGCUCCGCCUUGGGGGCAACUUUAUUAUCAAUAUCAGCCGGCAAGACUUUGCCAAUAUGUCUGGACUUGUUGACCUCACUUUGUCCAGAAACACCAUCAGUUACAUUCAGCCCUACUCCUUCACUGACUUGGAGAGCCUUCGAUCUUUACACUUGGACAGCAACAGGCUUCCCGACAUUGGAGAGGAUAUUUUGAGAGGCUUAAUUAACCUUCAGCACUUGAUUUUAAACAACAACCAGCUAAGCAGCAUCUCUGAUGAAGCCUUUGAGGAUUUCUUGCUGACAUUGGAAGACUUAGACCUUUCCUACAAUAACCUCCGAAGCAUUCCCUGGGAAUCUAUAAGAAAGAUGAUAAACUUGCACCAGCUCAGCUUGGAUCAUAACCUGAUAGAUUACAUUACAGAGGGGACUUUUGCAGAUCUUCAGAAAUUGGCCCGACUGGACCUAACAUCCAACAGACUUCAAAAGCUGCCCCCUGAUCCUAUAUUUGCCAGGUCUCAAGUAAUUCCAUUAGUUGUGACCCCAUUUUCACCACCUUUAUCUCUCAGCUUUGGGGGCAAUCCACUGCACUGCAACUGUGAGCUACUGUGGUUAAGGCGACUUGACAGAGAUGAUGAUAUGGAAACUUGUGCUUCUCCUCCAGGUCUAAAGGGAAGGUAUUUUUGGUACGUAAGGGAAGAAGAAUUUGUUUGUGAGCCACCUCUAAUUACCCAACAUACUCACAAGUUGCUGGUUUUAGAAGGGCAAACUGCCACACUAAAAUGCAAAGCCAUUGGGGAUCCCAUCCCCAUCAUCCACUGGGUGGCCCCUGAUGACCGUCUCAUUGGGAAUUCUUCGAGGACAGCUGUCUACGACAACGGCACCCUAGAUAUCCUCAUCACCACGUCCAAGGAUUAUGGGACUUUCACAUGCAUAGCAGCCAAUGCUGCUGGAGAGUCCACGGCUACGAUCGAGCUCUCGAUCGUUCAACUCCCUCAUCUCAGCAACGGCACAGGCCGAGCAGCCCCACCGAAAUCCAGGCUCUCGGACAUCACCAGCUCCAGCAAGUCUAAUCGAGGGGAAACAAAAGGUCCACCAGAAAGGUCUGUCUUGGUGUCAGAAGUGACGACUACCUCAGCCUUGGUCAAGUGGACGGUGAGCAAGUCAGCCCCUCGGGUAAAAAUGUAUCAGCUGCAGUAUAAUUGCUCGGAUGAUGAAGUCCUGAUCUACAGGAUGAUUCCUGCUACAAACAAGGCCUUCGUGGUUAACAACCUUGUUUCUGGGACAGGAUAUGACCUCUGUGUCCUGGCAAUGUGGGAUGACACAGCUACGACCCUUACUGCCACCAACAUUGUGGGCUGCGCCCAGUUCUUCACCAAAGAAGACUAUCCUCAGUGUCAGUCCAUGCACAGCCACUUCCUGGGUGGGACCAUGAUUCUGAUCAUUGGAGGCAUCAUUGUGGCAACUUUAUUGGUGUUUAUCAUUAUACUCAUGGUCCGCUACAAGGUCUGCAACAAUUCCCAGGGGAAGAUGUCCAAUGUCAGCAAUGUCUACUCACAGACAAAUGGAGCACAACCAGUUCAGAAUGGAGUUCUGCCCCAAGUCAACCCCAAAGUGGUGGUGAGAAAUGAACUUAUGGAGUUUAACUGUGAGUCCGUGCGGAGCAGUAUCUCCUCUUCUUCCAGCUCUGCGAAUAGCCGCGACUGUGAUGACUAUAGUCUCCAAAGCGAACAGGGCACAUUGUCCGGUAAGUGGAGGCCCCCCUCCAGGUCAAAACAUAAUAUUGACCGGCUAAUGGGAGCUUUUGCCUCUCUGGAACUGAAAUGUCAGAAAAAGGAGGAUGCAACAGACUCCAGAACUUCCACAGUGGCCCGCCACUCGGACAAAGAGCCACUGCUGGGCCAAGCGGAGUCCAAAUUUCGCAGCCUCCUCAUGUUGCCUCUGGAGGGCAAAACUAAACGUAGCCAUUCUUUUGACAUGGGGGACUUUGCCACAUCUCAGUGCUGCACCUAUCCAAAAAAGAUAACGAACAUUUGGACAAAGAGGAGCCUCUCAGUGAACGGCAUGCUUUUGCAGUACGAUGACAAUGACCUAAUAGGGGCUAAAGGGACUUUUGGGAGCUCAGAAUGGGUAAUGGAAAGCACAGUGUAAAUACCAGUGUCUCCCUCUCUUGCCUCACCUCAUGUGUCAUAAAGCAUGGUUUGCUGCAGGGCCAUGUAUUUGGAAAGAGAGGGGUGGGAAAGUUCUCAGUCAUAACGGCCAAAAAGAUAGGCAAAUAAAUAAAUCAUGGAGAUGAAGAGGAAGAAGGUCAUGAAAUGUGAAUAGGCACGUAUGGCACCACUCAUAUCUGGCCCCAACUAAACCAUGCGUGAAUGUUUCAAGGAAUUUACUAGUUGUAUUUAGCAUUGCUUUCCAAAAGUUUCUCAGCCUCUUGGUGAACCGACAAACAAGAUUAAA
Molecule: messenger RNA, 2614 nt
Organism: Tinamus guttatus (white-throated tinamou)
Lineage: Eukaryota; Metazoa; Chordata; Aves; Tinamiformes; Tinamidae
Source: RefSeq, a predicted model, not a curated record